Molecule: messenger RNA, 1658 nt
Organism: Lagopus muta (rock ptarmigan)
Lineage: Eukaryota; Metazoa; Chordata; Aves; Galliformes; Phasianidae
Gene: TADA2A
Product: transcriptional adaptor 2A
Exons: 16
Coding region: 187-1518 (443 amino acids)
Biological process (GO): chromatin remodeling; regulation of transcription by RNA polymerase II
Cellular component (GO): SAGA-type complex; nucleus
Molecular function (GO): protein binding; chromatin binding; zinc ion binding
Source: RefSeq, a predicted model, not a curated record
ACAGCGCCUCGGCGCACGCGCACGGCCGUUACGCGGCCGCGCGAGGGCCGUGACGCGCGGGAACUGCCCCGGCGCGAGGCUGCUCACAGCUGCUGUCUGCUCAGAAUGCUGUGAGGAUUUCAGCCCAGAACACGGCUUUGGACGCAGUGCGUUUGGGGCAGCACGAGUUUCAGGGAGCAGCGCAGGAUGGAGCGCCUGGCCUCCUUCGGCAAUGACCCCUUCGAUAAACCUCCAUGCAGAGGUUGCUCUUCGUACCUCACCGAGCCCUACGUGAAGUGUGCAGAGUGUGGGCCUCCUCCCUUCCUCCUGUGCUUGCAGUGUUUCACACGAGGAUUUGAAUACAAGAAACACCAAAGUGAUCACACUUACGAGAUAAUGACUUCAGAUUUCCCUGUGUUGGAUCCUAACUGGACAGCUCAGGAGGAAAUGGCACUGCUGGAGGCUGUGAUGGACUGCGGAUUUGGAAACUGGCAGGAUGUGGCCAACCAGAUGUGUACAAAAUCCAAGGAGGAGUGUGAGAAACAUUACAUGAAACACUUCAUCAACAACCCCUUGUUUGCAUCUACGCUGCUGAACCUGAAGCAGGCUGAGGAGGCGCAGCACAGCGAAACAGCCAUUCCCUUCCACCCUGCUGAUGAUCCCCCCCGGCCUACUUUUGACUCCUUGCUCUCCAGAGACAUGGCCGGGUACAUGCCGGCACGGGCUGACUUUGUCGAGGAGUUUGACAACUAUGCUGAAUGGGAUUUGAGAGACAUUGAUUUUGUAGAAGAUGAUUCAGACAUUUUGCACGCUCUGAAGAUUGCAGUUGUAGAUAUCUACCAUUCCAGGUUAAAGGAAAGACAGCGAAGAAAAAAAAUUAUAAGAGACCACGGCCUAAUCAACCUCAGGAAAUUUCAGAUUUUAGAAAGACGAUACCCAAAGGAGGUUCAAGACCUGUACGAAACAAUGCGGCGCUUUGCACGGAUUCUGGGACCAGUGGAGCACGAUAAGUUCAUUGAAAGCCACGCACUGGAAUUUGAGCUGCGAAGGGAAAUAAAGCGCCUACAGGAGUACAGAGCAGCAGGAAUCACCAAUUUCUGCAGUGCGAGGACGUACGACCACCUGAAGAAGACGAGGGACGAGGAGCGCCUGAAGCGCACCAUGCUGUCUGAAGUGCUGCAGUACAUCCAGGACAGCAGCGCGUGCCAGCAGUGGCUCAGCCGGCAAGCUGACAUUGAUUCCGGCCCGACUCCCGCAGCGCCGAUCCCUUCCAAUUCAGGCAGACGGAGCGCCCCGCCACUGAACCUCACCGGGCUGCCAGGGACGGAGAAACUGAACGAGAAGGAGAAAGAGCUCUGUCAGAUGGUGAGGUUGGUCCCCGGAGCCUAUUUAGAAUACAAAGCUGCCUUAGUGAACGAGUGCAACAAACAAGGAGGGCUGCGGCUCGCGCAGGCGAGAGCGCUCAUCAAGAUCGAUGUGAACAAAACGAGGAAAAUCUAUGACUUCCUCAUCAGGGAAGGGUACAUCACCAAAGCCUGAGGAGCAACACGGCGCUCUGCUUGGAGCAAACGGACACGGGAAGCUCUGAAGUCACUUUGACAGCACUGAAAGAUUUUAACAGUGUGAAAUGAAGGACAUUUUCUAUUGUUUAAAAUCUUUUGGACCUUUUUUUUUUUUUU